This is a messenger RNA of Ornithorhynchus anatinus (platypus), 1333 nucleotides long. It is a transcript of the gene KNSTRN, whose product is annotated as kinetochore localized astrin (SPAG5) binding protein. The record is from RefSeq and is a predicted model, not a curated record. Gene Ontology annotation, cellular component: mitotic spindle; kinetochore; microtubule plus-end. Gene Ontology annotation, biological process: spindle organization; regulation of attachment of spindle microtubules to kinetochore; mitotic sister chromatid segregation. The coding region runs from base 1 to 951 and encodes 316 amino acids. The transcript is spliced from 9 exons. Lineage: Eukaryota; Metazoa; Chordata; Mammalia; Monotremata; Ornithorhynchidae.
AUGGCGGCGCCCGGGGCUCCGUCUCCGGCACCCCCGCUGCCGUACAACAUGGCGGCGCCCAGGGUUCAGGCCCCCGCCCCUUCCCUCCCCCAGCGGAAGUUUCAAUUUAAAACCGGCGGCGGGAGUGAGUGGCAGUUACUAGUGAGUCCGUGCUCCGGCCCCGUUCGGACCGGGAUGGCCAAGUCUAAAAUCCCCGUGUUCAACUUUCACCCGGCGGGAGGCCUCCCGGAGGACCCCCCGGCGGCGGCGGCCACCACCAAGUGGAAAGCCCCGGCCUUCAGCUUCCAGCUCCCCGUCAUCCUCGCAGACGCCCAGCCCCGAGGUCCCGUUCCAGCUGCUUCCAAGAAGCCGUGUCUCUCCAAGCCGGGAGAGGGGGACGGCAGCAAGGCAAAUAACCCGGCGGGGCCCGAGAGCUUCCGAGCCGCCGCUCAGAGGCUGAAAAAGGGGGCCGACCCUGGUCUAAAGAAGAUCAGCAGGAGAGGCUACCGUCCCCCGAGCCGGAACAGGCCCGAGGAAUCGCUCACGGACAAGAACCGGCUCCUGGAGGCGGCCAACCAGCAGCUCCGUCUACAGCUGGCUGAGACACAGGGCCUCCUGAGGGAAGUGACGGAGAAGAAGGAAUUGCUGGAGAGUUUUCAGGACCGCUGCCUGGCCAUCCUGGAGAGCCGCAGUAUCGACCCAGUCACAGGCCAACAGAUCCUGGAGGAGCUGAAAGAGAGGACCUCGUGUCAGGCAGAGAGCGCGUCGCUGAUGGACUCUCUGAUGGCCGAGCUGAGGCUGUUCAAUCAGACCGUCGCGAAGCAGAGGGAGGAGGUGAAGGCGGCGAAGGCCAAUUUAGCCAAGGCCGCAGAGGAGAGGACCCACUUCCUGGAGAAACAGGCCACGUUCGGCAGCAGAAUGGAUGAUGUGACGGCCGUGUUGGAGCAAAUGGAGCAGCUGCUGAGGCUGUGAGGAGCCGGGGCGGACCGUCAGGACCAGCCCGCCCAAACCGGGCGGGCGGGAGGGGACCAACCUGGAGCCCCAGGGCCAGACUGGUGGGGCUGACUUGGCAGUCCCGCGUCCCAGCCACCCAUCCCCCACCCCAGCUCCACCCCCAAGUUGGGACGCCCUCUCUUUGCCCCCCCAGCUGGGGUGGCGAGGGACUGAAACCCUGCACAAACUUGACUCCAAGGCCGGGGCAGUUUGGAAUGCCAGUGACGCUGUUCUUCCGCCCCGAGCCUUCCCCGCUAGGGCCGAGAGGCUACCGGGCCUGCCGCCGGGCCCGGUCUCGUUUCCGUUUUAGCCAAUAAAGCUGUUUUGCCUCCGUCAGCCCCCCGACUGGCACGGUGAAAAA